AAAACAUUUGACUUUGGCGUCUAUUUUUUACUAUCGCCCUCAUUCCUUUAAACUGACAACUCUUACCUAACUUUCAAGAAUCGAGGUCAGUGAAAUCAAUUCGGAUUUUGCUAUCAAAAUGUAUUGGCUACUGAUGCGACACAUAUUGCCGGGAAUUCAAAAUAAACGAUACAUUUAAAAAGCAAAUGACUGUAGCUUCUGUUCAAAUGAUCUAUGUCUCGUGAAUUGUACAGAUGACAUAUUUAGGAGGAAUCGGUUGUGCACUUGUUGGACUAGGCCCUUGUCUAGUUCUCUUCCUUUUUACAAUAGUCAAUAAUCCUAUAAAAGUUAUUCUACUUACAGCAAGUGGCUUUUUCUGGUUACUAUCAUUACUCACAACAUCACUGAUAUGGUUUAUUGCUACUCCUCUUCGAGGAUAUCUUGCAUUUGGAAUUCUUAUUGGUGUGCUAGUACAAGAAGUGCUAAGAUUUCUUUUCUUUUUAUUAGUUAUUAAAGCUGAAUCUGGUCUUCAAAUUAUUGUCAGUACUUCAAAUCCACGAAGGUCACAGCCUUCUUCACAAAGACAAUCUCAUCUGAGUGAAAAUAUUACUAAUAGUAAUGCUAAUAAUCAAAAUAAUAAUAAUAAUAACACCACUGAAGGUGAGACAAUAGAUCUAUUAAGAAACAGAGUCGUCAUAUCACCAACUCCUUGUAUAACAUCAAUCACUAAUGAUCCUACAGGCGAUACCAAUAAUCAUAAUAGCAAUAAUGAUAAUAAUGGUAAUUGCAGUGUUGUCAGCAGUCGUCUAGCACUUGAUCAUCAUAUUAUCGCAUAUGUAUCCGGUUUAGGCUAUGGUUUAAUGAGUUGUCUAACUCAACUAUUACGUAUAUUGAUUGAUUCUUUUGGACCUGGAAUUCUGAUGCAUACAACAUCAUGGGAUUCUAAAACAUUCUUUCUGACAGCAUCAUUUGAUGUUAUGUGUAUGUCAAUGCUUCAAGUAUUCUGGUCACUGAUACUCUUCAAUGCUUUCUUAAAUCGAUUAUAUGGACAAAUGAUUUUUGUAUACAUAAUGCAUAUGGGAUUAGCUGCUUUAUCAUUAAUGAAUUCGUUUACCACACCAUUCCCUGAAUUGGUCUGUACAAUGUAUGCAAUUUCAUUAAUCGGAAUAAUUGCAUUCUCAUAUAUUCAAUUUCAUAAAGGAUCAUCUACUUAGGUGGAGGAUAAUUUAAAUACGACUCAUUUUCCUUGUUAUCCUACUAUUCAUAAGAUGGAUCAUAUUUCUGUACAUAAAAAAAGGCCAACAAAAGUCACACGAAAGAAUCCCGGUUAUGACCGAACUCUCCUUUCGACGAAUUACUUUCUUAAGUAUAUCUUGUCAAAUUAAAAUAAUGAAGUACAUUAAAUGAAUCAAUGAUCUUUACCAAAAACGGUGAUGACAAUAAUGAUAAUAAUAAUAAUCAUAAUAAUGAUUUUGUUUUAAAAAUCCGUUUUAUGUAUACACACAUUUCUUUUUUCUAAGACUUGCAUUUGCGCGUAUUUUUACUCUCAUAACUUUUUUUUAUAUAUUGUUGUGUCCAUUGUAUCCUCAUACAUUUCAAAUAAACCAAAUUUUUCUAGUG
Molecule: messenger RNA, 1599 nt
Organism: Trichobilharzia regenti
Lineage: Eukaryota; Metazoa; Platyhelminthes; Trematoda; Strigeidida; Schistosomatidae
Source: the annotation of a GenBank genome assembly